Chaetura pelagica (chimney swift) is the source of this 423-nucleotide messenger RNA. RefSeq names its product NADH dehydrogenase (ubiquinone) 1 beta subcomplex, 10, 22kDa (gene NDUFB10). Lineage: Eukaryota; Metazoa; Chordata; Aves; Apodiformes; Apodidae. The record is from RefSeq and is a predicted model, not a curated record. Bases 1 to 423 code for a protein of 140 amino acids. The transcript is spliced from 4 exons.
AUGGGACACGCGGGAACACGGCACGGGCAGGGGGAGGAACAGUGGAUCGAGCGCCAGCAGGCCAAGAACAGGUACUACUAUUACCACCAGAAGUUCCGCCGUGUGCCCGACCUGAGCGAGUGCCUGGAGGGAGACUACCUGUGCUUCUUCGAGGCCGAGGCGCAGUGGAGGAGGGACAGGCUGGUUGAUCAGGAAAUCGUGGAGAUCAUCCGGGAGAGGGUAGGUGCGUGCAAGCAGAGGGAAGGGCCCAACCAGUUCCAGAACUGUGCCAAGGAGGUGGAGCUGCUGGCACGGGUCACCAAGGCCUACCAGGACCGAUAUGGUGACCUUGGUGCCCACGGGAAUGCCAGGACGUGCCUGAUGAAGCAGAAGCACAGGAUGAUGGAAGAGAGGAAGGCACAAGCAAAGGCCUCUGAGAGCUGA